AUUUCAAUAUUGUUUUCAACAUUUUUCAGGAAUGUUGACAGAGGAAAGAAACUCAAGCAGCAUUUUCAAGAUCAUCAAGUGGAGUCACAGAUCACAUAGGGAAUUUGUUAUUGUAGACCACUGAGCCUAAACAUAAACACUUGUUUUCAUAGUCAUUUUAAUGAAUUUUCCACCAAAUGUACAGAGAUAAAAAUGUCUGAUACCAAAGAAGAGUCAAAAACUACUCAAGCGUUGUCUCUGGUUUGUUCAUCUGACUUUGUUCAGUCUCAUCCUGGAGAUGAUGCUGUUCUGUCAUGUUAUCUCCAUCCAUCAAUCAGUGCUGUUUCAAUGGAGAUCAGAUGGUACAGAGAGGAUGAUCUGGUUUGUAGUUAUACGAAUAAACAGAUUACCAUGUCUGUAGACUAUGUGAAUAGAGUGAGACUCUCAGCUGAACAUCUAGCCAUUGGAAAUGUUUCAUUAACUGUUAGAGAUGUCGAAUCAUCACAGAGCGGCUCAUAUAGAUGUGAGGUCAGCCAUGAAGGUCAAACACUGAAGAAACACAUUUUUCUCUCUGUCGUCUCUGAAGACAGUAAUCUUAUAGUUUUAAUUGGCCCCAUAUCUGCUGACCCUGGAAGAGACGUCACCUUACCUGUUCAUCUCUCACCUGAAACCAAUGCUAUGUCCAUGACGAUCAGAUGGUUUAAAGGGAAAGAACUGAUUUAUGAGCAUAGAAAUGGACAGAGGGAGUUGAUAAAUAAUGAUUUUGAAAACAGAUUCAGUCUGAACAUGCGGGAGCUGGAGAGAGGAAAUGUGUCUCUGACUCUCAGAAAUGUUCAACCGUCUGAUUCAGGACAAUACACAUGUAGAGUUUUUCAUGGUGGACAUUUGUUAACAGGAAAAGUUGACUUUCAAGUCAGAGGUUGGAUACACCUACGCAGAAAUAGUACAGAAGGAAUUCGUCCAGUCUUGGAUGGCAGUGGACUGGAGCUACAGUUAUUGGAUCAGCUGAGAAUUGUAAUGGAUCUACUGAGAAGGCACAUAGACAGCAUUCAAUUGAACAGAGAGAGCAGAAGUCCAUCCGCAGUAGAAGAUAACACUGACAGUGAAACAGAUCAGCAAACAGCACAAGCUCCAGAGACCUCAGAGGAAGAAAGGGCUCAAGAAAAAAAAUGAGAUUGACGCGACAGAGCAAGAGCAAUCAAUGACAGAUUUAGAAGGUGACACAGACAAAUUAGACACAACACCAACGCAAGAAGGCCCAGAAAUGUAUCAAACAUAAAGCAUAAACUGCUUGUUCCUGACAUUGUAUUCUUAAGUAUUCAUAACAUUUGAACAUGUUUUAUACAUUUUUGUUUGAGAAACAGAAAUUUGUUUGUUUUUUCCAAAAACGUAUUUUAAAUGACGCAGCGCAUUUAUCAUGUAUCAUAUAAUCUUUGUUCAUAGAUAUUUACAUUAGAUGUCGCCUAUGCUGUUGUUGAUUAUUGAAAGGAAUGCGUCAAUAGAGCCGCCAUUUUGGUACAGGGUAGCGCUCCUUUGAAAUGAAUGCGGGACCAAGGUGCAGUGGAGGACUGGCCAUCCGGAGCCAGAGAUAUACAAAUAUAUAAAUAUAUCUGUGAUCGGGAGUUUUCCUGGUGAUCCGUAUGCAAAUAUUUUUUUAAAUUAGGAAAAUUAUAAUUUUAUAGCAUUUUUCUAAAUCGAUAGAUAAUUGACCGCAUGGGCAUUGCUGACAAAGAGAAUGUGUUUGUGUGCAUGGAAAUGUAUUAAUCUCCCUCCCUGUUAAAUCAGAUCCCCUUUCUCUCCUCCUGCUUUCACUUCAAAUUCUAACAGAGGAAGCGAUUCAUUUGUGAAUUAAUCUCUGUUAUGAACGACUCGUGUGAACCAUCGAUAUCCCUGCAUCUCAAUGUGCAUAUCCACAUUUCUGAUCUAAAUAAUAUAUAGCCUUUUUAUUAUUCAAUCAUUUGGUGGACGUUAUGCACAUUGAGGCGCAGGCACAGUUAUGUUAUCAGGCACCCAUAUACAGUAAGUUACUUCAAAAACUAGCCUUUACUUCACUUAGCCGAUUAUAAUACAGGUUUCUGGCACCGCAGAAUCUUGUUGUCAUAUUUCAUUUAGGUUGUUUGCUGAUUUUAUUUUUAAAAAACUAGCGUAAGUCUAGUAUUUUGAGCAAGUUGGUGCUAUUUUGCCUGAUGGUCAGUGCAGUAAGAGAGUGUAUUAUCAUCAAUAACAUUAGUUGUUGAGCACAAAAGUUUGAUGCAUACAAAAUCAUAAAUGAAACCUUAUCUAUGAAUUGUUCUGCCUAAAUACUUUUUCUUUUUUUUUUUCUUGUUACUACACCUGUACACAGCGCUAAAGUCCAACAUCUUCAGAUUGGCUUUAGCCUUGACUAGAGCUGUUAAAUGACUUUUGUUCUGGGAGCACUGUACAUGUAUGGCGGCGGUAUUGACGCAUGCUCAGGGUCCGAAUGUGAUAUCUAGUGUAUAUAUCUAUGAUCUUUGUUUAGUGAGCAACAGCUUAGCUUUCCUUCAAAUGAAAUUAACACACUUUUUAUGUAAACUAAACUGCUUGUAAAAUGUUACAUUUUAUACACUUUAUGGGUGCAUAGUGUGCUGCAUAUAGUAUGAUCACAGUUUAGGGUACUUAAGUUGUGAUGAAUCCAUAUUGCUUACAAGUUACUGAAGGCUUUUUUUAUGUGUUAUAAGUGCUUAUUAAGGGUUCCAAGGCAGAAGCUAAAUACUCCUUAAAACAGUAUAUUUAUCAUUAUUUUGAAUGAAAUAUGACUCAAAUGUUGGUUAAUUUUAUCUGACAAUAUACAUACAGUAUAUCAAAUUCAAAUAAAUGCUGAAAUUCAUGUGCAUCUUUUCCCCCUAGAGCACAGGUGUCAAACUCAGUUCCAAAAGGGCCGCAGCUCUGCACAGUUUAGUUCCAACCGUAAUUGAACACACCUGAUCAAACUAAUUGAGUCCUUCAGGCUUGUUUGAAACCUACAGGUAAGUGUGUUGGAGCAGGGUUGGAACUAAACUGUGCAGGGCUUCGGCCCUCCAGGAAUUGAGUGUGACAUCCCUGCCCUAAAUUAUCAUGGGGGUAAUGUGAUUUGUAAUGAAAGCUUACAAAAUAAAGAAUUUGUUUGACCAAGAA
Danio rerio (zebrafish) is the source of this 3114-nucleotide messenger RNA. The record is from RefSeq and is a predicted model, not a curated record. NCBI's taxonomy places the organism in Eukaryota, Metazoa, Chordata, Actinopteri, Cypriniformes, Danionidae.